Cutaneotrichosporon cavernicola is the source of this 2043-nucleotide messenger RNA. RefSeq lists its product as uncharacterized. Gene Ontology annotation, cellular component: membrane. NCBI's taxonomy places the organism in Eukaryota, Fungi, Basidiomycota, Tremellomycetes, Trichosporonales, Trichosporonaceae. The transcript is spliced from 2 exons. The record is from RefSeq and is a predicted model, not a curated record. Bases 1 to 2043 code for a protein of 680 amino acids.
AUGACCUCUCCAUCCUCCCCCUCCCCUUCGCCUACCCGGCGAAGCUGGCGCCAGCUCUCGCACCCCAAUCUCACCACCCUCACUGACCACUCCGACACCGUCGAGAUCCCCUCAGCAUCCUUUAUUCCGACUCUAUCUCUUCCACACGUGUCUGUCUCUGGCCUCCGUGCGGCACUACUCGGAUAUCUCGGCGAGGCUGAAAUUGCGCUCCGUGAACGCCUCGGGACUGCAACCGAGAACCGCAACUCGACUUCCUCACCAUCCCCCAGCUCGGAGGAUGAGACGGACUAUGACACGCUCGACGAGCACGACUUGCUCGUGGACGCUGAGAGCUCAGCCCGCCAAGCCCUCGACGAACAGGCACCGGGCCUGCGACGGCGCGGCGCAGCGGGGUUGAGGCCACUGUCUCCUUCCGCCCGCCUUGCAGGGACAGGGAGCGAGGCAGAGGCACUCCUUGACACGCUCCGCAGCCUGCGCGAGGAUGUCGCAGCAUAUGUGCCCGCGGGCUUCUCGAUGCCCAAGCUCCCCCUUGAGGCGCAGCGCCAGUGGCUCCGCGAACUUCCUCACCGUCUGCAGGAUGUCAACCUGUCGGUUCACGGGGACUCGUGGCCCGACCCGGUUUCGGCGUCCAACCGUGCAAUGCGUUCUGCGCAGCAUCGUGUAAUCGACCUCGUACAUGCCCUCCUGCCGCCCGAUGAUUGGCAGGGCUGGGAAUCACUUGGUUGGGAGGAUGACGAGGGCUCGGUAUGCACCCCACGUCGGGUGGACCACACGCGCUCGUGCUCAUUGGACGAGCGUUACGCCCGCCCCACCGAGGGAAGCGACGAGGACGAGGAUGAGCCCGAGUAUUUAUUCCCUAACCGUACGCCAGCUCCCGCGCACGCCUUUAAGAGACAUCGCCACCCCCGCAGCAAGAGCCUGAGCCAGGCGGACUACUAUGACCGCGGACCACUGUUCAACUGGCACUUCCGUCCAGACGGUGCGGCGGUCGUGGAUGACGAGGGCGACGAUGGGAGCGUUGUCGACGAGGACCUCUUGGCCGAGCACGAGCAGCACGACGAGCUUCGCGAAUGUGACAAACACGGCGCCCAUCUCAUCCCUGACCUGGGCACGACUAUUGAGGAGGCCCUCGUCAGAAGCGAGCAAGGGCUCAAGCUGAUCACAUACCAAGACCUUCCCAUCUGGUGGCGCAACAACCAGUACCUCCUGACAGGCUACCGGUUUAUCCCACUGGGUCGCAAUGGGCCGAUCCCCUUGAUCAAGUCUGCGUUCCGCAUGCACAACGAGACGGUGAACAUCCACUCACACUUCAUCCCCACGCUGUUCAUCUUGGGAGUGAUCCCGUUCAUCAUCUGGCGUACUCCGCUUCCCGAUGCGCACUGGAUCGACACAGCCAUGCUCAUCUCCUACCUCCUGGCCGCCAUGUCGUGUCUUGUCUCAUCAGCCGGCUGGCACAUCCUGUCCGGUUGUGCGAAUAGGCGGUGGUUUGAGUGGGGCGCGUGUGUCGACUACAUCGGUAUCUCGUGGCUGAUUGCCAUGUCGUUCAACACGGUUGUCUACAACGCUUACUACUGCCGCGGGACCCACGUGUUUGCUUACACCUUGGUCAACGUCGCGUUUGGUGGCCUCGGCUCGUACCUGCCCUUCCAGAAGUGGUUCAACCAGAGAAAGAAUAAGCCAUGGCGCAUCCUCUUCUUCCUCUGCUUGAACGCCGCCAUGUUUGCGCCCAUGGUACAGCUCUUCCGCGAGCACGGACGCCACGUCGCGGGCAAGUUUGUUGCACCCUUCUUCUACUCGGUCGCCAUGUACCUCGUCGGCCUAACCUUCUACGCCUUCCACUUCCCAGAGUGCGCGGCCCCUGGCAUCUUUGACCGCUUCGGUGCAAGCCACCAACUGUGGCAUCUCUCGAUCGUCACGGCCAUCGUCCUCCACUACCGUGCCAUCUUUGUCGCGUAUGACGCCAGGUGGUCCCUCUCGUGUGCGGCGCCGGACGCCGGCAACCCUGUUCCCCUGGCCAUUUCGGCGUUCCUCUUCGGCAAGUAG